GCAAGUACCCUCGCUUCAGUGUCAAGGGGAAAAGAAACUGGAGCCGAUCUCUUUUAGUCGCCCCAGACCACCACGUCUGCAAUACGCAGUGAGCUUCAUCAUGUUGUUGUGGUUCAAUCGAGUUUAGGAUAGAUUUCACUGUUGACAUCUUGAAUUUCUACGAAAUCCUUAUUUUCUGGCAUGGGAGAGUCAAAGCCAGACGCAGCUGUCAACAACAAGGGGAGCCAUAAAACCUCUAAAACAUGGAGUUCGUUGUCGUACCUGAGACACCGCGAGAUCCACGGACUGUACAUGGCUGAGCGAAGCGAUGUUGUUUCAUCAAAAUAUUACAAACAUCUCUCGCUGAAGAAUAUGUGGGAUCCUGAAGCUACUCUAGACAAGGGAGGACACGGAGCAAUUUUUAAUUUGGAGUUUUCGCCCUCUGGUGAUCUUCUCGUUGCCGCUUGUGAAAGACAUAGCUUACUUGUGUUUGAUCCACUAAGCCAAAAGUUGAUAAAGAUGAUACAAGCAGCCCAUGGAGAUUGCGUUAACUGUGUACGCUUUUUGGACACCAGGAGCUUUGUAACAUGCUCUGAUGACACUACCAUAGCUCUAUGGGACUCCAGGAACCUUAAAAGUAAGGUGUUAAGUUUAGACGGACACUCAAACUGGGUGAAAAGCAUUGAAUACCAUAGGCCCUCUGGGCUCCUUGUGACGUCAGCUUUUGAUGAUACUGUAAGGACCUGGGACAUCAAUAGGUACUCCAAUGAAGAGGGGCCCCGUGAAAAGAUUGUUCUGCAAUUUUCGAAUUUGAUCCGCAUGAAAAUGUGCCCAGAUGGUUCCAAAAUGGUCAUAUCUGCUAUUCCCGGCAAAUUACUCGUGGUCCAUAAUUUAAACCUUGACUAUUUACAGUUUGACGUAGAAGGAGAGGAGUACCCAUUUUGGGGUGCCUCGGAAUCUUCCCUUGUUAGCUUUGCCAGCCAUCUGUGGCCAAGUAAGGAACGUAACUCCUUGGAGAUAAUUCAAGAUUUCCCUGAAGAAUGCAGCCCUUGGUGUAUUUCAUCACUAGAGGUUCACCCGCAUGGCUGGUGUACGCUUGCACGUUACACAUGCAAGAAAUCACGUAACGAGUGGACUGUGCUCCAUGAUAUUCAGGAUAUAGCUGAUACAAGCCUGGAUGAUGUAGAAAGUAGUUCUAAGCUUCCACGACGCCUGACUCACAGCAUUCAAGAACCCAAUGUUGCCAAAGGUUACAUAAAGGAACACUGCUUCAGCAGUGACGGAAGAAUCAUUUGUUCGCCUUUUGGUAACUCUGCUAGAAUCCUUGGCUUCAGUUCAGAGUGCGAUGAACUGGGAACUUGUGUUCAUAGUGCACCCUCAGAACUGUGUGACUUGAAAACACUCAUCAGUCAUAAACAUGCCGUGGUGACUUGCAGGUUUUCGCCGACGCAUUCACUUUUGUCAAUGGGUUGUUUAGGUGGAAAAGUAAGCUUUUACCAGCCUAAACUGUGAACUUUAUAACAGCAAAAAAAGUGAGUCUAAAAUGAUUCUGUCAUUCCAAGUGACUUAAAAUUAACUGGCCUUGCUUUUUGUUUCUUCUCUAAGGUCAAUUUUGCAAGGUUAGUUAUGGGGUCAGAUUUUCCAUCUAUAAAUGUUAAUAGUGAACAAAUGAAAUGUGGUUAAUUUAUUGAUUAUUAAAUUAAUAACAUGUAUUUGCUUAUAAUCAAAUAAAAUCUUGAUGUUCUUGGUAUACUUUUGCAAUAGAAAAUGCAAGAGGCUUAACAGGCAGACUUGGUGCUAGCCUGUUCCAGGCUCUUGGUAGUUGGUAGAAAAGAGGGUGAGCGAGAGCAGAAAUGAGGGAGGACUAAGACUACAUGUAUUCCUCCCCUCAGUGCCCCUUGUUUUUUCUCUCAACCGCCCUCUUUUUUUUUUGCUUGUCCCCAACUACUGAGGACCUGGAACAGGCUAACUUGAGGCAGGAAUGAAUUCUUGUAUUAGAGUUAGACCCAAUUGGAACCCUACACAAGGAAAUGCAUGAAUAAGAAAUCUUGUUGCCAAAGCAUUGGAAUUUUGUUGUUUUUGAUCACUGAUAUGGUUGCUUUGACCUUAUGUGAAAUAUUGUGUCAAAGAACCAUCGAUUUAUGCAUUUUGAAUUUUGGAAAAUAUGUUUGAGCAGUGAAAAUAUCCAGGAAAAACCUGAGGCUAAAGUUGAGAGAAAUCAAGGAAAUAUUCUUAGCAAUGUUUUCAUUUUCCCAAUUCUUUCACUUUUUAUGAUCGCGUUAUUUUCAACGGUUAUUACUACGAUUAUUAGUUGAGUAAGGCGCGGCAGAGCUGUGGUGAGAAGUUUUGGACUUAAAAUACGGUGUUGCCACGGAAAACUUUCCUCGUUUCGAAUGGUAACAAUAUUGUCGCCUGCAAUUUCUCGCGCUUUGCUGCCAAUCACGUCAAAGGCUGACAAGUUGACACUGGAGACGGAGCCAGUUACCCGUGACAACAACACAGGUUGAACGUUAAAACCUGGUCAACAAACUUUCAUCGCGCUUUACUCAACCUAUAAUCGUAAACAGUUUGUCGGGCUUCUUUAGGGACUGUAAAAGCCUAAAAAAAACACCGAUAAAUGGACCUGAACUUAUUUCUCGGCGAGGUCACAGCAAGCAAGUCAUACCCAAACAUCCCAAAAUUAAACCAGUAAUUGUCAACAUUGGUGGGGAAAACGUUCUUGUUAUGCAACAGCACUUCGUUAAGUACAGAGACUGACUACAAUCACUGACACAUUGUGUAUACAAGGAGCUCCGAGCGUUGGCUCUCCCACUCCCGUCUUUCAACGUUGUUGAGAAAUUGUAACGAUGUUUUCUUCUCUUCAACGUUGCAAAAA
Orbicella faveolata is the source of this 2854-nucleotide messenger RNA. Its product is annotated as DDB1- and CUL4-associated factor 10-like. The record is from RefSeq and is a predicted model, not a curated record. NCBI's taxonomy places the organism in Eukaryota, Metazoa, Cnidaria, Anthozoa, Scleractinia, Merulinidae. Gene Ontology annotation, cellular component: Cul4-RING E3 ubiquitin ligase complex. Gene Ontology annotation, molecular function: protein binding.